AUGCGCUUCUUCGCCUUCACCCUCCCCUUCCUCGCCCUCAUCACUGCCAACCCCCUUCCCUCUCCCGAGUCCGCCGAGCUCGCCGUUCGUCAGGCUACCGACGCCCUCGCCGCGCGCACCUGGUUCGAGCACGACUGGCGCUGCUCGUCCGACAAGGCCAAGUCGGACUGCAAGAAGAGGGGCGGGGAGUGGGCGUGCGACAAGUCGUGCGUCUGCGUCGAGAAGCCCAAGGAGUGCGGGACGUACUGCCCUCUUCGUGAUCUCAAGAAGAAGGCGUGCGAGCUCAAGUGGGGAUACACCUUCAACGACGACAAGUGCUCGUGCGAGAGUACUUGCCCGGACGCCGACCACAAGAAGGCCGAGUGCGCCAAGCAGGACGGCAAGUUCGACCUCGGCUCGUGCUCGUGCGCCGUCCCCAAGUGCCCCUUCGCGGACGACAAGGCCAAGGAGUGCAGCAAGAAGGGCCUCGGGUUCGACAAGGACAACUGCUGCUGCGCCACCCCUCCCCCUCCCCCUCCUCCCACAUGCGACUACACCGGCAAGGCCAAGGAGUGCACCAAGCAGGGCCUCGGGUUCGACAAGGCCAACUGCUGCUGUGCCGCCCCGCCCACCCCUCCCAAGUGCAACGACUGGGAGAAGCAGCAGUGCAAGGGCAAGUGGAACUCGGACAAGUGCACGUGCGAGAAGGAGGAGGACAAGGGGACGUGCGGGGACUGGUGGCAGGUCUGGCUCUGCAAGCUCAAGGGCAAGGGGUGUGACUCCAAGUGCAGCUGCUAUUAA
This is a messenger RNA of Dioszegia hungarica, 780 nucleotides long. RefSeq lists its product as uncharacterized. NCBI's taxonomy places the organism in Eukaryota, Fungi, Basidiomycota, Tremellomycetes, Tremellales, Bulleribasidiaceae. Bases 1 to 780 code for a protein of 259 amino acids. The record is from RefSeq and is a predicted model, not a curated record. The transcript has 2 exons.